AUGUUUAUUCAAAUAUCAAUGAUGUUUCUUUUGGUAUUGUUUAUGAGUUGUUUUUCUCUUGGGAGAGGCAUAGAUUGUGGUGGUAAUAAAGUUGCAAACACCAUCAUUGUUGAUCAAGGGGGAAAAGGAGCAUUUAAAACAGUUCAAGCUGCCAUUGAUUCUGUUAAGAAUCCAAAUGAUCGAUGGGUUCUAAUUAAAAUAAAUCCUGGUGUAUACAAGGAAAAAGUUCUUAUUCAUCCAAGAAAUGCAACAUUUCAUUCUUCUCCACCUAAUGUAGUUUUGAGUGGCAUUACAUUCAAGAACACACAUGGUACUGAAGGACCAGCAGUAGCAGCUUCAAUAUAUGGUGACAAGACUGCAAUUUUUGAAUGUAGUUUCACUGGUUAUCAAGAUACGUUGCUUUCAUCAAAGCGGCGUCAAUAUUUCAAAAAUUGUUAUGUUGAAGGUGAAACUGAUUUUAUUUUUGGUGAAGGUCAAUCUUAUUUCGAGAAUUGUAAGAUCAAUGCCACUCAAGCGAAGUCGAUACCCGUAGGUUUUGUCACCGCACAACGUAGAGAUUCAUCGAAUAAUCCAAAUGGUUAUGUUUUUAAAGGAGGACGCAUAGAUGGAAAUGGUCAAGUGAAUCUUGGUAGACCUUGGGGUCCUUACUCAAGAGUUAUAUUUUGGGAAACAUAUUUUUCGUCUGUGGUAACUCCUCAAGGAUGGGAUCUCUGGAAUUUAACAAUUGGUGAUGCGCAAAAUACUGUCUUUGCUGAAGUAAAUUGUACAGGACCAGGGGCCAAUACUGAGAAACGAGUUGGGUGGGAGAAGAAACCAAGUAGCUUAAACUUAAAUGAAUAUAGUUUGUCGUCUUUCAUAAAUAAGGAUGGAUGGCUUGAUGAUUUACCAUCAAUGUAA
Molecule: messenger RNA, 897 nt
Organism: Vicia faba (fava bean)
Lineage: Eukaryota; Viridiplantae; Streptophyta; Magnoliopsida; Fabales; Fabaceae
Source: the annotation of a GenBank genome assembly